Messenger RNA from Macroventuria anomochaeta, 632 nucleotides. RefSeq lists its product as uncharacterized. The record is from RefSeq and is a predicted model, not a curated record. NCBI's taxonomy places the organism in Eukaryota, Fungi, Ascomycota, Dothideomycetes, Pleosporales, Didymellaceae. The coding region runs from base 122 to 391 and encodes 89 amino acids. The transcript has a single exon.
CCUCAACAGCCAACGGGGCGAAACGGGUGGAUCAACAUCCUUGGGUAUCUCCUGAAGAGGGCAAUUGCGACAUUUGAGCAUCGGCAUCAGAUUUUGAAACUUUGUACAGUAACACCUCGCAAUGGCAGACGCCUCCAAGCCCAACUGGCAUGAUGCCUUCCCCGCGCCUCGUACCACAGCACCCAUCAUCACACGCGAGGAGGUCCUACCAAACCUCAGUUCUGGUGAUCUGCUCCUUGUGGAUGUGCGCCGAACGGACUUUGAGGGAGGCACUAUCAAGGGCAGCUUGAAUUUGCCUGCACACAGCUUUUACAUGAACAGAGCAGUGUUGUUCGAUUUGUGCAAGCGGGCAGGCGUGAAGAAGGUGGCUUUCUACUGUGGUAAGCAAUGAAGUUCCACUCAUAGUUCUCGUGUCGUCAGCAUCGUGGUGUGUAGAUGGUGCGAGCCCAGUAUCACGUUACAACAGUGCGCUUUGCCCAACUGACUGCACGGUGGCUGAAACUGGACAGGUUCGUCAAAUGGCAGAGGUCCGCGCUGCUCAGGCUGGUUCGCAGACUACAUCGCCGAGAAGAGCGAUGAUCAGAUACAGUCUUUGACACUUGGUGGUGGCAUCAAAGGUUGGGUCAAAGCUG